AUGUCUACUCGCAAGAGAAAGCAAGACCCCGAGGAGGAGCUCCAGGCUCUCCCUAGCGACGACAGCGAAGAGGAAGAAGAAUACGAAGACUCCGAACUCGAGGCCUCAGAUGUGAGCGACGAGGGCGAGGGAGAGGAGGGCGAGGAGGAUGAUGAGGAUGAAGAGGAAGAAGAGGAAGAAGCCGAAGCCGAAGCCCCUCCUAAAGCUAAGAAGCGAAAGACCGCGCCCACCGUUGAGGACGAAGAGGAUGCCGAGGAGAAUGGCGCCAAUGGCGACGAUGCUGAAGGACAGGAGGAGGAAGAAGAGGAAGAGGCCGAUGAUACGGCUAAACCCAGUGGUCCUGCGGCGACUGCGGCCAAGGCUAAGGGCGGCGAUAUUCCCAAGGAGUCAGAUCUCCCUGAGGUUGAUGCCGAAGAGUGA
This is a messenger RNA of Penicillium cinerascens, 420 nucleotides long. RefSeq lists its product as uncharacterized. The record is from RefSeq and is a predicted model, not a curated record. Bases 1 to 420 code for a protein of 139 amino acids. Lineage: Eukaryota; Fungi; Ascomycota; Eurotiomycetes; Eurotiales; Aspergillaceae. The transcript has 3 exons.